AUGGAAGCUUUUAAACAAUUUACAGACUGGGCUCUGGCUCGGGGAGUUACGCUCGAUGGAAUUUCGACACACAAAUUUCCCGGUAAGGGAUUCGGGUUUACCGCAGACAAAACACUUGAGAUUGGAGAAAUAGUAUUAUUCGCUCCUGUCUCUAUUCUGCGAACAGCCCAUACCGUUCCCAAGAGCAUCUCUAAACGUAUUGGUAAAAUUAGCGUCAACGGACUUCUGGCUGCUGAGCUUGCUAUGGACACAUCGGGUUUCUACGCUCCGUGGCGAGGUGCCCUACCUACAAAGCAAGAAAUUGAAGAUUCGAUACCGUUCAUGUGGCACCCUUCGCUCCAAGAGCUUCUCCCAUCCGCAUCGUUAUCCCUCCUGGAAAAGCAGAAAGAAAAACUAUCCUCGGACUGGGCCGCUGUCUCUGCUGCCUUCUCCGCACUAUCUUAUGAAGUCUAUGUAUAUCAUUGGUUCAUUGUCGGCACCCGAACGUUUUAUUAUACUUCGCAAAAAUUAACAAACAUCAAUCAUGAUGAUUGCCUGGCUCUCAUCCCUCUCGCUGAUGUAUUCAACCAUGCCGAUGUUGGUUGCGAAGUCACCUUCUCGCCCUCCGGCUACCACAUCCGAACCGACCGACGAAUUGAGAAGGGUGAGGAGAUUUGUAUAAGUUAUGGGAAUCAUAGCAAUGAUUUCCUGCUUGCUGAAUAUGGGUUUAUUCUUGUCGAAAACAAAUGGGAUGAGAUCGUCCUUGAUGAGAUUAUCUUACCACUAUUCUCAGAGGAGCAGUUACGGGAAUUGAACGAGGCCCGCUUUUGCGGAAAAUUCGCUUUGAGCAAAGAUGUUGUUUGUUACCGCACGCAAGUUGCUGUACGGUUGCUAUGUAUGCCGGUCAAGAGAUGGCGACAUUUGGUGGCAAAUGGUUUAGGGGAUGAUGAGGAUGAGUAUCAAGCGAAUGUGGACAGGAUACUGAUGGAUGCUUUAAACCCAUUGUUGAAUGUCGCUUGCGAAAAGAUCAAGCAGGUGGAUGCACUCCACUGUGGCCUCAAGAGCCAAAAGGAGAUAUUACGCACACGAUGGAAGCAGAUACACCUACUGUUGACGACCUUUAUGUCCAAGUUGGAAAGCAACACUUGA
Glarea lozoyensis ATCC 20868 is the source of this 1128-nucleotide messenger RNA. RefSeq names its product SET. Gene Ontology annotation, molecular function: protein binding; protein-lysine N-methyltransferase activity. The record is from RefSeq and is a predicted model, not a curated record. The transcript has 2 exons. Bases 1 to 1128 code for a protein of 375 amino acids. Gene Ontology annotation, biological process: peptidyl-lysine monomethylation. Lineage: Eukaryota; Fungi; Ascomycota; Leotiomycetes; Helotiales; Helotiaceae.